AUGGGAAAAGUCCUGGAGUCUGAAGCUGAGCAGCCUUUGUUGCCUGCUCAUGGGGCUAGCUCUGAGCUCGAGGAGGUGCUAUCCGAUUUCCAAUUACCUUACUUUCAACGCCUUAGGUCCGCCUUUUGGAUCGAAUUCCAGUUACUUUUUCGACUUGCAGCACCUGCAGUAGCUGUGUACAUGAUCAAUAAUGCUAUGUCCAUGUCUACUCGAAUCUUUUCGGGUCAACUUGGGAACCUUCAGCUUGCUGCAGCCUCUCUUGGCAAUCAAGGCAUCCAAUUAUGUGCUUAUGGACUUAUGCUAGGAAUGGGAAGUGCAGUGGAAACUCUUUGUGGACAAGCAUAUGGAGCUAACAGAUAUGACAUGCUAGGAGUCUACCUACAAAGAUCAACAAUAGUACUUUCCAUAACAGGCAUCCCACUAGCUGUAGUAUAUUUAUUUUCCAAGAACAUACUGCUCGCGCUUGGUGAAUCGAAACAAGUUGCAUCAGAAGCAGCAGUAUUUGUGUAUGGUCUAAUCCCUCAAAUAUUCGCUUACGCGGUGAACUUCCCUAUACAGAAGUUCUUGCAAUCUCAGAGUAUUGUAGCCCCUAGUGCCUAUAUUUCACUAGGGACUUUGUUUGUACACUUAUUGCUGAGUUGGAUUGUUGUAUACAAAAUUGGACUGGGAUUGAUAGGGGCAUCACUGGUGCUGAGUCUUUCUUGGUGGAUUAUUGUGUUAGCACAGUUUAUAUACAUAUUGAGAAGUGAAAGAUGUAAGACUACUUGGACAGGUUUUCGAUGGGAGGCCUUUAGUGGAUUAUGGGAAUUCGUGAAGUUAUCAGCUGCUUCAGCUGUUAUGUUGUGUUUGGAGACAUGGUAUUUUCAAAUUCUAGUGUUGCUUUCAGGUUUACUCAAGAAUCCUGAGCUUGCAUUGGAUUCUAUCUCAGUUUGCAUGGCAGUGAAUGGGCUGAUGUUCAUGGUUUCAGUGGGAUUCAAUGCUGCUGCUAGUGUGAGAGUGAGCAAUGAGCUAGGAGCAGCACAUCCAAAGUCAGCAGCAUUCUCAGUGUUUGUGGUGACAUUAAUUUCAUUUCUCAUAGCUGUGGUGGAAGCUAUAAUUGUGCUAUGUUUGCGCAAUGUUAUCAGCUAUGCAUUCACUGAGGGUGAAAUUGUGGCCAAUGCAGUUUCUGAUUUGUGCCCUUUUUUAGCUGUCACACUUAUUCUUAAUGGCGUUCAACCAGUCUUGUCUGGUGUUGCUGUUGGUUGUGGAUGGCAGGCAUUUGUUGCAUACGUGAAUGUAGGGUGUUAUUAUGGUGUAGGAAUUCCAUUGGGAUGUCUUCUUGGCUUCAAAUAUGACCUUGGUGCUAAGGGAAUAUGGACUGGGAUGAUUGGAGGGACUGUAUUGCAAACCUUCAUUCUGAUUUGGUUCACAUUCCGUGCAGAUUGGAACAAAGAGGUAGAGAAAGCUAAAAAACAUUUGGACAAAUGGGAAAAUGUAAAAGAAACUCUAAGCAAGGAAUGAAGAUGGCGAAGAAGUCAUCAACAGUUCACAUCAAGGGUUUUCUGGCGUAUCUACC
Solanum verrucosum is the source of this 1555-nucleotide messenger RNA. RefSeq names its product protein DETOXIFICATION 40-like. NCBI's taxonomy places the organism in Eukaryota, Viridiplantae, Streptophyta, Magnoliopsida, Solanales, Solanaceae. The coding region runs from base 1 to 1500 and encodes 499 amino acids. Gene Ontology annotation, cellular component: membrane. Gene Ontology annotation, molecular function: xenobiotic transmembrane transporter activity; antiporter activity. The transcript is spliced from 7 exons. Gene Ontology annotation, biological process: xenobiotic detoxification by transmembrane export across the plasma membrane. The record is from RefSeq and is a predicted model, not a curated record.